AUGAAUAUUAAAUUAUCUUUCUUUAUCAUUUUACAAUUACUUAGUAUCUACUAUGUAACAGCUGCACCACCAAGUAAUAUCUACUCUUAUACGGUUGACUCUACCGACACCAACUUUGUAAUGACAGUUGUCAACAUUGCAACGGGAGCAGUCAAUUCUACGACACUACCUAUUUUCCAAAAUGGUAUGUGGUUUGAUAGAUUCUUGGGUGUUGAUGAUAAUGAUAAUUUUCUCAUUUUAGUAGAGAAUAAAAAAGGUGCACUUGGAGUGGCCACGAUUUCACCAGCUGGAGAAUUAUUAAAUGCUCCAGUGUAUGCAGGUCCAAUUGCGACAAGUUAUCAAUGGUACUAUACCUCUUACCAGUAUGAUAGCGGUCGUGACGCAGUCUACUUUGUAGUGAGUGGCCUUCGAAUCUUUGUCUAUGAUUUAGCCAAUUCAUCCACCGAUAUUGUUCAACUAUCUGGCAUGCAAGAUAGAUUCCAUAACACCCCAAAUGGUUGUUUUGAUGGUGUAGACAGCUAUUAUGUCUUGGAUAUCACGGAUGACAACUUUAGCAAAUUCCAACUAUCUCGUUACUCAUUUGCCGAUCAAAAACAACACGAUACGUUAAACGUGACUGGUAUUGCACCCAACUCUGAUACCUAUCUUUUCUGCGCCAACAAACAAGUCUAUGCUCUUGCCUAUAAUAUCAUCGACACUACCUCUUUGUCAUUGUACCUUUUAGAUACCGAUCAAGCCUCUGCCACUCUAUCAUACCAAGUCCAAGAUACCGGUAUCCAAAACUCACUCAACCUCUGGUUCAGUGACAAUUACUUUGUCUUGCCAAUCCUUUCGUCUGACAACCAUUACUAUUUGACCACCGUAGACCUUAACACCAACCAAGUUGUUUCAAAGACCGAGGUCAAAGGUCCAUUUACCUCCAAUCCAGAUAUAUCAGGAGUCUAUUAA
Molecule: messenger RNA, 948 nt
Organism: Cavenderia fasciculata
Lineage: Eukaryota; Evosea; Eumycetozoa; Acytosteliales; Cavenderiaceae
Exons: 3
Coding region: 1-948 (315 amino acids)
Source: RefSeq, a predicted model, not a curated record